This is a messenger RNA of Pocillopora verrucosa, 1288 nucleotides long. Its product is annotated as R3H domain-containing protein 4-like. Lineage: Eukaryota; Metazoa; Cnidaria; Anthozoa; Scleractinia; Pocilloporidae. The record is from RefSeq and is a predicted model, not a curated record. Gene Ontology annotation, molecular function: nucleic acid binding.
UUUUUUGUUUUGGUUACAGUCGCCUGUCGUAUUUUGGCAAACUUUUAGAACUUCAAGUGAUUUUCCUCGGUACUAUGGGGGUUAUUAAUGUUAACGAACAUUUCCGAAAUCGUCGUAACCAAGGAAUGAUCGAAAAUUAUGUAGCAGAUCAUGCUUCAGAGGAAGAGUACUUAGAACCUACACACCCUCAGACUCCCCAGCAAGACUCAAAUCAAAGGCGGCAUACACGUAAUCGAUCGCAAAAGAAAAAGGUACAAUACGACUCAAGGAACACUGGACGCAGAGUGAAAACCGGAAGCCGGCCGAUGAGAAGAUAUGAGAAUUUGUGUUUUCUGCUGAGUUUGGUUGACCAUGAGGAAAUUGGAGAACUUGACAUCUCUGAUUUAGUCAGCAACAACACAUCCGUGUUUGCAAAACUUUUGAGUAAUGAAGAAAGCAUGAAGAUUUGGAAUGGGUUUGUAAACCUCUCUGAAGAAGAACAAGAAGCUUUUAUGGUUCCAAAGAGGAAAACAGCUGCACCUGUUCAGGAUGUUGAUAGGGAAAACACAGCUGAAGAUGACAUCCCAACAGAGCGAGAUGCAGUAGCAGUUGCAGAAAAGGCUUUCAACAGAAUUGAAGGACGUAUCAGAGGAACCCUUACGAAAAAACGUUUCCCAAUGGGUGGCCUAAAAUACCAUGAACAGGAGGUGGUUGCAUAUUUUUCUGAUGAUCCCACUGCAGUCAUGAUUUCCUCUGUUCCAUCCAGUUUUGAUAGGCUGUUGGUGCAUGGUGUAUGUCAGUUCCUAGGUUUGAAAUCAAAAAGUACUAGUCGUAAUGGAGACCGCAUCAUGGAGAUUGAAAAUAAACAAGACACGUUUUGUGUUCCAUCUCUCCUUCUCUCCCAAUACUUGGAAAAGCGUAGAUAACAUUACAAAUAUGGAUCAGUUGUAUAUAUCAGAGGAUUAUCAGACAACAUUGAUUAUUAAUACAAUGGUGUUUAUAGAAAUUUGAUUGCGUUGUAGAUAGCGUUCAAAGAAAUAUUCUAUUCUACUCCUGGAUGUAGUGGUCAUUACAUUAAUGAAGAAAAGAUAACUGUCACUGUCAAACAAAUUUAGUUUAUAUUACCUUGAUUGACACAUACAUGGGAAAAUGGUCCAUAAAAGUUUUUGGCCUUUUUCAAAUUGUAUCAUUUUAUCAAGUCACUAUUUAUAGCCUUGUUGGUUCCAAAGUGGGAGGUGAGAUCUUAAGAAUUUGAUAUGGGAAACUAGAUAGUUAAACUUAUGUACUGUAUAAUGUUAUAAUAAAAACU